This is a messenger RNA of Annulohypoxylon truncatum, 2451 nucleotides long. RefSeq names its product signal recognition particle protein. The transcript has 2 exons. The coding region runs from base 158 to 1714 and encodes 518 amino acids. Gene Ontology annotation, cellular component: cytosol; signal recognition particle, endoplasmic reticulum targeting. Lineage: Eukaryota; Fungi; Ascomycota; Sordariomycetes; Xylariales; Hypoxylaceae. Gene Ontology annotation, molecular function: GTPase activity; ATP hydrolysis activity; 7S RNA binding. The record is from RefSeq and is a predicted model, not a curated record. Gene Ontology annotation, biological process: SRP-dependent cotranslational protein targeting to membrane, translocation; SRP-dependent cotranslational protein targeting to membrane.
UCGGAAAAUCAUAUUCUUCCAAGGUUCACAGUGCCCAUGUGCCCAGUGGAGUAGACCCCGGUCAGUCUUACAGCUGUUUCCACAUUGAAAUCUACUUGUUCUCAUCACUUUCGCCGUGCCCUGGAUCUCAACGGCUACAUAGCCGUCGACUCUUACCAUGGUUCUCCAAGAUCUUGGCCGCCGCAUUAGCGGUGCCUUACACGAUGUUACUCGAGCGCCCAACCUCGAUGAAAAGGCUUUCAAAUCUAUGCUGAACGAAAUCUCGGGUGCCCUCCUCGAAGCCGAUGUCAACGUACGACUUGUCAGCAAAUUGAAAAAUUCAAUAAGCACUACAGUCAACUUCAAGGAUCUCCCACCUGGCGUAAAUAAGAAACGAUUAAUCCAGAAAGCCGUAUUCGAUGAAUUGGUUAAACUGGUCGAUCCCCACGCAGAGCCCUUCAAACCUAAGAAGGGCAAGUCGAAUGUUAUCAUGUUUGUUGGUUUACAGGGUGCAGGAAAGACGACUACGUGUACAAAAUUGGCGCGGCAUUACCAAGCCAGAGGGUUCCGAUCAUGUUUGGUCUGCGCCGAUACCUUCAGAGCUGGUGCUUUUGACCAGCUGAAACAGAAUGCGACGAAAGCAAAGAUCCCAUACUACGGUUCCUUAACCGAGACGGACCCCGCGAAGGUCGCUAGGGAGGGUGUGGAGAAAUUCAAGAAAGAGCGGUUCGAGGUUAUCAUUGUAGAUACUUCUGGACGUCACCGACAAGAAUCAGCGCUGUUUCAGGAGAUGGUUGAUAUUCAAAGCGCAGUAUCUCCUAACGAAACAAUUAUGGUUCUCGACGCCUCUAUCGGUCAACAGGCAGAAGCACAGGCGAAGGCAUUCAAGGAAGCGGCGGACUUUGGUGCAAUUAUCAUUACCAAGACGGACGGUCACGCGAGCGGAGGCGGCGCCAUCUCUGCUGUUGCCGCGACGCAUACGCCUAUAGUCUUCAUCGGUACCGGAGAACACAUGUUGGAUCUAGAAAGGUUUGCGCCGCAACAAUUUGUCAACAAGCUACUAGGAAUGGGUGAUAUGGCAGGUUUAGUUGAACACGUGCAAUCAUUGAAACUGGACCAGAAGGAGACGAUAAAACACAUAACGGAAGGAAUCUUCACGGUACGAGAUCUCAGAGAUCAGUUAAGCAACAUCAUGAAGAUGGGUCCCCUAUCAAAGAUGGCUGGUAUGAUUCCCGGCAUGUCUAACCUACCGGGAAUGGCGGGUAUGGACGACGAGGAAUCGAGCGCACGACUAAAGCGAAUGAUUUAUAUCUGCGAUAGCAUGACCGAAAAAGAACUUGAUAGCGAUGGCAAAAUUUUCAUCGAGCAGCCAACGCGUAUGACGCGGGUGGCUCGCGGCAGCGGUGUCAGCGUCCGAGAGGUUGAGGAUCUGCUCACGCAACAGCGGAUGAUGGCAGGUAUGGCCAAGAAGAUGGGCGGUAGUAUGAAGAACAUGCAACGCGCCCAACAGGCUAUGGGCGGAGGAAACAAAGCGCAGCAAAUGGCUGCUAUGCAGAAACGGUUACAGAGCAUGGGAGGUGCCGGAGCUGGCGGCGGUAUGCCGGACAUGGCGAGCCUAGCGAGAAUGUUUGGCGGCGGCGGAGGUGGAAUGCCGGGGGGCAUGGAUAUGCAGAAGAUGAUGGAGAGCAUGGGUAUGGGCGGGAUGAUGGGAGGUGGACGAGGCGGGAGACGGUAACGUGAAUAGGAACGGACGAUCCAAUACCAACGCAUAAUCGGUUCGGUGUCGAUUCAUAAUGUGGGCAUUGCAUGGCGUUUGGCGGUAAAACGAUGGGUACUAAUAUGAAGCAUGGAUUCAUUGGUGAAUCUUAGAUGUAUGCCUUUGAUUUGUAUUACCUAGAACGGAGCCGGUGAGAUUCCCGAGCAUUGCCGCCGCCGUCCGCGAGAGUUAUGUCAUUCCGAGGUAUCUAGCCGUGAAACAAGCUAAAGUCGCCGUCCGCGCUCGACAACAUUUCCCGCUCUGAACAUCAUACGGAUCGGCUGUGAAGCACAGCAUAUAUGCCAAUGUCUGAAUGUCUCGAUCCACCCAACGGUAGACACCUACUCAAGCAGCUAGGGACGUUGUGAUCCCCACACGAAGCACCUACAUAUUAAGACCGGAGGUACCUCCGUUAAACAUUAUAUACGUUUAGGGAGAGAUAAGCUCGGGAAUUCUUAACCUAAUCCCUACCCCACGGGGCGAAUCGGGACCAUUCCUAAUAGUGGGGGAAAUAGCAAUCAAGAUAUUACGAAUUAAGAAGUUUUGAAGUCAUCGUGAUGUCAAAUAUCCUUAACCGAAAGCUAAACGGCGUUGUAGCAGGAUAGCUCAGGUACAGACAUAGAAAGUGCGACUCACACCGUGCGGGGUUUACUUGAGAUGAUGGGGGAAUAUGUUGAAGGAGGUCACUAAAGUUAGAAAGAACUCUGAAUUUCCCC